AGAAUUGGGACUGCAAUCCAGGCACCUGUUUCCAAAGCCCGCAGGCUAUCCUGUGGCACAUGGUGUCACCUCAGUUGCCUCUGACCAUCAGGGGACGUCAUCCGUCCACACGUUCAGUCCUGGAUGAGGUUUUGAGGGGCCACCUCCCACAGUGCUUUAUUGCUUUCUUGGCACCCUCGGGGAGACUCUGCAGCCCUUUAAAAGAGACAGAGUCUGAAGCAAGAUCAGCAGCCCGGUCCCGGAGAUAAGAGUGUCCAGAAGAGCAGGUGCAGGUUCCCCAGGCAGCUCGGGCACGAGCAGGUUCCAGGCCACUUUGGCGCUGAUGUCUGCAGAGGCAGCUGUGUCUAUGUGUGACCGUGAAUUUGGCAGUGGCAAGGCGAAGAAGCUAAGCAUGGGAGGCAGGUGUCGUGGGUCCUGGUAUGAGUGGUUCCUGCAGCCCUGUCUGGUGGAACUGCUGGGCUCUGCCCUCUUCAUCUUCAUCGGCUGCCUGUCGGUCAUCGAGAACGGGACAGACACAGGGCUGCUGCAGCCGGCCCUGGCGCACGGGCUGGCCCUGGGUCUCCUCAUCGCCACACUGGGGAAUAUCAGUGGUGGACACUUCAAUCCUGCGGUGUCCCUGGCAGCCACGCUGAUCGGAGGCCUCAACCUGGUGAUGCUCCUUCCCUAUUGGAUCUCCCAGCUAUGUGGGGGGCUGAUCGGGGCUGCCUUGGCCAAGGUGGUGAGUCCUGAAGAAAGAUUCUGGAACGCAUCUGGGGCGGCCUUUGUGACAGUCCAGGAGUCGGGGCAGGUGGUGGGGGCAGUGGUGGCAGAGCUCAUCCUGACGACACUGCUGGCCCUGGCCGUAUGCAUGGGCGCCAUCAACGAGAGGACACAGGGCCCUCUGGCUCCAUUCUCCAUCGGCUUUGCCGUCACUGUGGACAUCCUGGCAGGGGGAGCCGUAUCUGGAGCCUGCAUGAAUCCUGCCCGUGCCUUUGGACCUGCCGUGGUGGCCAAUCACUGGGACUUCCACUGGAUCUACUGGCUGGGCCCGCUCCUGGCCAGUCUGCUCGUAGGAGUGCUCAUCAGGCUCUUCAUUGGAGAUGGGAAGACCCGCCUAAUACUAAAGGGACAGUGACUCCAAGCUGGUGAUGUUCCUGCGGCCCAGGUGGCCUCUGGGUUACAGACAGGCCACCUCCUGCAUUUCCUGCUGGGACAGAAGCCCAAGGAGCUGCCCACCUCCUUCCCCAUACGUGUGCCUGGCCUCUCAGAUGCCAAGUUCUGAGGAUGCUCUAGGUUCUCUGAAUACCUUCGUGCUCAUCAGAGACCCCAGCCUGGGGAGCGUGUUGCCAGCCCUGCCCAGCACCGCAAAUCAGAGGGGCUUGAGGGGUUUUUCUUGAUCGGGAAACUCCCAGGAGCAGAAGAGCAGUUGGAAGCCGUGGCUGUUUACAUUAUGAGUUCCUUUCUCCCUCCCCCUUUCUUUCUCCUUUUCCUGGUCCCCGACUCCUCUGUUACAGAAGGGCCUGCUGUGCUCUGUUUCCUUGCUCCCUGAGCUGCCAGUCUAGCUUUGCAAUAAAUAGUCUAGUAUUUCCGUUGGUGUGGACUUGCUUUUUCAUUUCAGAAAUGAGCACUGCUGGAGAGAAAGCAGAAGUCUGGGUUGGGCCUUAGCCAUCUAGAGUCUAGUUAUCAGGGGUCUGGCUUAGAGUCCACUGCCAAGGUAGGUACUUAGGAUGCAGGCCACCCCAGAGCCCGUCUCUUACUCAGCCAGAUCCCUCUCGGAGCUCUGCCAGGAACUCAGAGUCAGCCUCUGAUAACAGACUGUAGGGUCCUG
This is a messenger RNA of Lutra lutra (Eurasian river otter), 1807 nucleotides long. RefSeq names its product aquaporin 8 (gene AQP8). The transcript has 7 exons. The coding region runs from base 323 to 1114 and encodes 263 amino acids. Gene Ontology annotation, molecular function: water channel activity. The record is from RefSeq and is a predicted model, not a curated record. Gene Ontology annotation, biological process: water transport; transmembrane transport. Lineage: Eukaryota; Metazoa; Chordata; Mammalia; Carnivora; Mustelidae. Gene Ontology annotation, cellular component: plasma membrane.